Messenger RNA from Rhododendron vialii, 1102 nucleotides. RefSeq lists its product as uncharacterized. The record is from RefSeq and is a predicted model, not a curated record. NCBI's taxonomy places the organism in Eukaryota, Viridiplantae, Streptophyta, Magnoliopsida, Ericales, Ericaceae. The coding region runs from base 293 to 898 and encodes 201 amino acids. The transcript is spliced from 5 exons.
AGGAGCUUUCCUGGCAUACCGCGCCACUCAAAAUAGCCCCUUUCCGAUGUAACGUUCGUAUCCCACGCAGUCCCCAGACUCACUCUCUCUCUCUCUCUCUCUCUCUCUCUCUCUCGCCAUAUACACAUACAUACAUCCAUAUGCACAUAUAUCGUCAGUCACACAGAACAUACAUUUCUCCAUAUCUGUAGAUCUUUUGCAAAAUGCACUAGCUCUCUCUCUCUCCGAAUCUCGAAUGAGUGAAGCAAUCUAAUAGUUUCUCUCUACUCUCGCUCUUAGUCCUUCCUCGUCAAUGGCAGUCAACUCCUGCGAUGAGGGCCAAGAUGCCUAUAGCAUUUCAGUGUUAUCCGAUGCAGGCACCACUAAUCUGCAAUGUGAAUCACAGUUAGCUUUCUUAUGCGACUCAGAAGUUCUCAACCAAUCCAAUACGCAAAUGUGCUUGGAUGCUAAAUUGAAUUGCCAAAACUACAUCAGUCUGGAGAUGGAAAAUGCAGAGGCAUAUUCCCCUUGCAUUGUGGAUGUGGAUAUUGAAAACGGAAAUUCAGGGACACCUAAAACCAAUGACGACUCUAAGGAAAAGUUGAAGAUUGAGGGUCCAUUAAUUCAUUUGCAGAGGGCACUGCGGAGACAGAUUAGCUUACAGCUUGGGAAGAAAUUCAUGCAUCUUUUAGUGAAUGACAGCCUUGAGUUACCCAAAUUCUCUUCUAGAGAUCAAUCAAUGACUGAUAAGGUCCAUGAAAGUCCCAAGAACCGGACAAGGAAAUAUAAGCGUUCUGUUUCAAUGAAUGCAAGAAAAGUUGUUCUCCUCUUCUCUGCCUUGUCCAGUGUGGGAACAAUAAUCCUCAUAUACUUAACACUCAGAGUGAGACAGAUUGGUGACGGCUCCAUUCACAACUGAUGAGUUCUACAUUUCCAUCCCCUCCGGUGUUUGAUCUUCCUUUUGUGACCGAGUCUUUCUCUGAGACUGCUGUUAGAGUUUUCAUUUCCAUUUCUGUUUUUUGUUUCAAUUUUAAGCCUCCCUUUCGAGUUGUCCUUUUUUCUUCCCUGUACAUAGAUGAAUUUGAAUUUAUUGUUCUUCUAAUCGCUAUCCAGUAUUUUACAA